AGAAACCCGGAAGUAAGGAUAACACGUGGUUGAAAAGCUUUAAAAUGGAAGAAGGCAAAACAAUUGUUCAUCGAAGACUAGAAGUUGAAAUUCUAAUACAUCGGUGGCAUGUCAACAAUAAUUAUGAAAAUCAGAUGUUUUCACUCGUUUUGAUGACCUAAAUACUGUGCUAGUCUGAAUAAAUUUUCGGAAAAUAUCAGUGGAAUUUGGACAAAACCCAUCUGUUAUUUCCCACAGACAUAUCUUUUAUACCAUUCCAGAUCCAAAUGAUGUACAUGAAACUUUUAUACCAUAUGUAAUUUUCCUCACCGAAGAACCAUUCCAGAUUCGAAUGAUGUACAUGAAACUUUUAUUAAUGAUUAGUGUGGGUUUAAUAGCAGUGGAAUUCAAACUAAAUAUUAUUUGGAAUCUAAUUCAAGUUGAAAAGGAGAGAGUCGACUUAAAAUUAGCUGUAUGUGUUUUAUCUGCUCGAGAGAAUUUUAAACAGAGACAAACUCUACGUGAAACUUGGUUUAAUGAUAAGUAUUACAACAACCGAACGAUUCGAAUAAAAUCAGUUUUUGUUGUCGGACGAUCAGGCUGCUGUAUUCAUCCCGAAAACCGAUUAGAUCCGUUUGAUUGCAAACAGUGGUAUUAUUCCGUGCCAGAUAACCCUGAUAACAUAGCAUUAUUCCAAAUAUCGAACAAACACUCCACAAAAAGUGAUUAUUCUACCGUUGAUCGGUUAUGGAUAAAAGUCCAACACCCAGUAAGGAUAAAAAGAUUAGGAAUUGCUAACACCUUAACCAGUGCUUUCAAACCAGAGUUACUAAAUUCCAUCCGCGUAGGUCUAGCUACCUUUGACCAGGGUGAACUCGAGGAGGUUGUGUCUGUUCAAUUUUCUUACAUGGAUCCGGGCAUCCUACACAAUGGUUACAACUAUCAGCCCAUUACUGAACGGUAUCUACCAAAAGAUUUAGAAUAUGAGAUAUAUGUCGAAGGACUUCCAACUGGCUUCGUUUUUGGUGAUUCUGAAACAACUAUUAUGCAUGACACUGGCGCUGUAGUUGUUGAGGGGUUGACAGCAGAUAGAACGUACAUAAAUAAUUCAAACAUUAAUAGUCUUAUAUCGUUUAUGUUUAAUGUAGAUGAAAUUGAAGAGUUGCGAAACAAGAGAGAUAAGCGCGAUAAUUUGGACCUAGAAUGGCAGAGUAUAGAAGUUGGUGUGGAGGCCGAGUUAUCAAAAGAGAUGAAAGAGAACGGUGAUAUAUUGUUGGUGGACACGAUGGACGUUUAUAGAAAUUUACCAAAGAAACUAUUAGCAUGUCAUCGCUGGUUCUAUGAUAAAUAUGAAGUUCACUUUGUUUUGAAAACGGAUGAUGAUUGUUUUGUAGAUAUACGAUCGAUUUUAAACAAUUUACACGUAAAUCUAUCUCAUAAACUCUGGUUAGGUCAUUUCCGGAAUGAUUGGCUGGUGCAGCGAUCCAACAAAUGGCGGGAGCGAUACUACACGUCACAGAUUUAUCCCAAGUUUGCUUGUGGAUCCGGAAAUGUUGUUUCAUCGGAUGUUCAUCGCUGGCUGGCAGGAAAUCAUCUGGAUCUGUUUGCCGGUUACCAGGGUGAAGAUACGGCUAUGGGAAUCUGGCUAUCCGCGUUGGGUGUCAAAUAUGAACAACACUCGAGAUUUGUUUGUGAUUUGUUUCUGAAAUGUAGUCAACCGUUUGUUGUGCCUAAUUUAAAUAUAACAGAAAUACAAGUCAUGUGGGAUAAUAAUAUCAAAUGUGGAUUUCCUAGUGGUUGUAGUUGUAAACAGACAAUACAGUAAAUAUACAUGAUUCUGUUGAAGGCAGCAUUUCAGGACUCAAAUUUGAAAAUAAAGUGUAGGCCACGGUGGUUGAGCGACUAGCACGUUCACUCGCUCACCUGGGGGUCCCUUGUUCGAUCCUUCGGUUGGCCGAGAAAGUACCGAUAUGAAAUUGAUAUGCAUAAUUUAAAUUAGUGAAACAAAGAAUCUUAUUGAAUUUCCGCAAUUUCAGUUAUUUAUUACUUCUAGAGUUGUGGCCCUUGUUUAAUUUUGUUGGAUCUUGUGAACAUUUUAACGACAAAGGUUUUCUUCCGAUGGGGGUUCAUGCAGGACGGAGGGUCUGACAAGGACAGCUGUCUAGUCCUUCGGAUGAGACGAAAAACCGAGGUCCCGUGUAAACAUUGGAAUGCACGUGAAAGAUCCCUUGGCAGUUGGAAUUCGAUAUAAGAGUAGGCGAUAGUGCCGCUGCCCGGGCAAAAUUUCCCUCAUAGCACACUGUAUGGCGUUUGCCCGUCUUCAUUAGCCCAGUAUAGGAGCAGAACAGUAGGACGUUAAACCCCAUUUCAUUUCAUUUCAUUUCCGAUGGGGGUCACGAUGGCUAAGUGGGUGAGACGCUGGCUCGCUAGCUUGGAGGUCGGGUGUUCGAUCCCUGCAUUGGCCGAGAAAGUUCAUCCAGAUUUUCUGACGUGGUUACCCCGUGUCAGUGAUGCAGGACUGAGGGCCUGACAAGGACAGCUGUCUAGUCGUUCGGAUGGGACGAGGUCCCGUGUACAUAUUGGCGUGCACGUAAAAGAUCCCUUGACAUUUAGAAUUCGAUAUAAGAGUAGGUCGUAGUGCCGCUGUCCGGGCAAAAUUUCCAUCAUACAUGUAGCACACUGUAUGACGUAUGUCCGUCUUCAUUAGCCCAGUUCGCAGCAAAACAGUAGGACGUUAAACCCCAUGUCAUUUCGUUAUCUUCCGAUCGUAUGAAAUUUAUAUGCAUCAUUUGAAUAAGUGCAACUACUUACCUGCUGUGGGCGUAUGUUUCGUUGCCUGGCAAUGUAUCUUAUCAGUCAUAGUAAACUUUUUAAUUUCCAAAGAUCAGUAACUAUCGAUACUCUGGACCCUAUUUUUAUAAAUUCAAAGGCAUUGCUGAAUGGGACUGAUGAUGCCCCUGUAAAUCUAAAUCAUGCUGCUUUUGAUAAACUGCAUAGGUACAUUGAGUUAAAUAUACAUUAUGCAAGAGCUAAAUCUUCCUAUUGCAGGUCUUUCUUUAGGCCUGGAAUGUUCUAUAAGCUAUAAGCUGUUAAAUAGACAUUUAUUAACAAUACAAGACCAUAAUCAACUCUCGAUGGCAUCGAACACUCGAGAUUUUAACUAGAUUAGAACGGUUCGCCAUUUAAAAAUUUAAUUUAAAAAUGGGAAAGCGAGGCUAAGUCUCGAAUAUACCAGUGCCCUGGUUACCACAAUGCACACAUCUUGUCAAAAUUACAAACAGUGAUAACUUGGCUCAGAAUAAAGUUAUUUAAAUGAAAUGUUCAUUUUUUACAUUAUCUAUUUUUGAGCUAUUAUAGCAAGAAUGAUCAGCCCUUUAUCUAAAUCUUACAUAAUGUAUCUUUAACUCAUCGGUUUAAAGUGUAGUCUCUGUCACUUGAUUACUUGAUCUCAUUCUAGAAACCUUUGACCUGUAUUUUUCAUCUCGGAACUUGAGUGUAAAACUGGAUGUCAAUUAUCAGAUGUUUUGUUAUUAUUAACAGCACACCCCAUUCCUUCAUCAUUCCCUGGAUAACAUGGGAAAAUAUUCGGAUAUUUAAACUGUCAGUUUUUAAUAAUAUUGACCCCUGUUAUUGAUGACCGACAACUCACCUUCGCUUUUUCUUUUCUUUAUUGUUUUAGUUCUUACUAAAUAAAUGUUCGACCUACUGCUCUUUAAUGUACUCUCACUUUCGCCGAUUAAAAAUAACCACCACACCAAAAAGCCAUAUUCAUGUUGCUUGUUUUCAUGCUUUGGAGUGUACAAUUAUGUGAUUAUAUAACACUAUAGGGUUAUUUUAGGUCUAAGAAAAGUGUUCUGUUUAAUAUAGAAAUCUUUACCUACAUGAUGUGUGACGAAAACUAGGAUAAAGAAGUAGCUUGCAUUACUCUGCUACUAUCUUAGACUAACUCACAGACAUUUAUGUCAGUAUCCAUUUCUGGAAAGUAGAGUACUAUCGUCCAGUCAUUUCGUGCGCGGAUUAGUACAAUUAACUAGAAUAAUGUUGACGUUAAAUGGUGCCCAUAUGAAACACCGAAAAAUGGUAAUUGUCCCGCCCAAAUAGCUGCUGCAUUAUACUUCUAUAUAUAUAUAUUAUUGAUUUACUUCAGACAGUCAUUCGGAGCCCAGGGGAUCAGCAUACCUAUAGCCUCCUCGACUUAGAGGCUAGGGCGAAGACAUCAUCCUAGCGCAAACGUUAUGUAGAACUAUCAAGAAAUAUGUGGCUCUUGCCACCUUAAGCCGUUAGGUCUAAGUUAGAAAGGAUAGUAAACUCAGACCGUGGAUAUUUUUAUAACUCCUAAAGUAUCUCUAAUAGAUGUUGUAGUUUUUCAGUAUUUAACCUUUGUAGUUUGCUGUAUUUGUUAUAUAAACUUAAUAACAACAUAAACGGUGUUCCAGGUUCAGUUAAUUGAUGAUUGAGAUAAUUGAUCCCACAACGUGAAGUCGAAGAAAGGUCUAGAAGAAAGUGUCACACAUCCCUACCCCGUAGUGCCACAGGCCGUUUUAUUUGGUACCGCGACACAGGAUAGUGUCACAAUUAUAUGUACAUUUGUAAUUAUAUUGAAUAAAAUAUUGUCUUAACCAU
Molecule: messenger RNA, 4602 nt
Organism: Patella vulgata (common limpet)
Lineage: Eukaryota; Metazoa; Mollusca; Gastropoda; Patellidae
Product: UDP-GalNAc:beta-1,3-N-acetylgalactosaminyltransferase 2
Exons: 2
Coding region: 332-1804 (490 amino acids)
Cellular component (GO): membrane
Molecular function (GO): hexosyltransferase activity
Source: RefSeq, a predicted model, not a curated record